CUGCCCUGUGACGUCACACCAGCUCUUCCCGAUGAUCGCAUGGGGCUGGUCAUCUGGUACAAGCAGGGGCACGACGCACCUAUAUACUCGCUUGACACCAGAGAAGGCGUGACGUCACACUGGUCGGACCCCGGCACUUUAGGCACCCGGGCGACAUUUCGCAGUGAUACCAGACCCGCUGUGCUAGUGCUUACUAAACUUAGGCCUGAGGACAGCGGGCAGUAUCGGUGUCGAGUUGACUUCAUCAAAUCGCCCACGAAGAACACACGACUCAACCUUACAGUGCUCAUACCUCCAGAGCGGCUGAUAAUCCUCAACCAAGAGGGAAAUGAGGUCCAGGGAGGUAUACUCGGGCCCUACGAUGAAGGGGCAGAGGUCAAUUUGACCUGCGUUGCUGUUGGGGGUCGACCAACAGCACGGGUGUCAUGGUGGAAGUCACACGCCCUGCUCGCAAAUUCCGAAGCCAGAGCUGCCGUCAGUUUUAGGCUACAGAGGUCAGAUUUGGGCACGGAGGUCACUUGCCAGGCCGUGACAGACCCGUCGCUAGCGCCGGUCUCCGAGAGUCUCUCCAUCGACGUAAACCUGCGUCCCCUCUGGGUCCGACUGCAAGGCGGCAAGCGCCCUCUAGUGGCCGGGCAGAAGACUGAACUAAUCUGCCAAGCUGUAGGCGCCAGGCCCAAACCUUCGAUCACGUGGUGGCGAGGCGGUACCAAGCUUAAGAAUGUCAGAGAAACUACCUCGACCGAUGGUAACAUAACCAACAGCAUCCUAACGUUCGAGCCAGCCAUCGACGACGCAGGCAGAGUCCUGUCUUGCCGAGCGACCCAACCUUCCCUACCUCACUCUACCCAUGAAGAUGGUUGGAAGAUGGAGAUCCAACAUCUACCGCUGGUGAAGCUUGAGUUGGGAGCGAACCUGGACGCCAGCAAAGUCGUCGAAGGGUCUGAUGUGUACAUCGACUGUCGUGUGCGAGCAAAUCCUUGGCACACGCACGUACAUUUCACACACAAUGACAUGGUAGUGAAGCCCGGGCCCGGAGUCCUCGUAGCCAACCAGAGCCUGGUGCUCCAGAAGGUGUCCAGAAAAGCGGCCGGGGCCUACGUGUGUGCGGCCAGGAAUGCCCUUGGAGAGGGCUUUAGUGAAAAUCUCAUGUUGGAUGUUAAAUACACACCUACGUGCAAGUCUUUGCAGCCAGCCGUACUGAGAGCCGCUAGAGGAGAGCUCAUCGAAAUUGAGUGCGAUCUAGACGCCAACCCAAAGGAAUCCAUGACAUACCAUUGGUGGUUCAACAGUUCUGCUCACAGCAAGCAUGAACUCACGGCUGCUUCCACGUUAAAUGCUGCGCAAAGUGGUACAUAUUUAUACAUGGUCAAUACGUCAUCGGACUACGGAUGGGUCCAGUGUUCCGGUACUAACAGCGUCGGACGGCAGACGAAACCGUGCCUCUUCCAUAUUUUACCUGCAGAUAAGCCUUCAGCAGUUAAAGCGUGUGAGAUCACAAACGUGACUUACGAUUCUUUGACUCUGAACUGCACGCCGGGGCACGAUGGCGGUAUUCGGCAGUCUUUCUUAUUACAAGUAUUCGACAUGGGCACAGGUCUGCUCCUAGCCAACGUAAGCAGCGAUGAACCAGAGCUCCAUGUUUCUGGUCUCUCGGCCAGCAAUUCUCUGUCAGUAGCUGUGAGGGCGUAUAAUAGGAAAGGGGCCAGUGAACCUUUGACAUUGACGUCUAGUCUGCUUAAAUAUCCUGAAAGACAUACAGCGCAAGUCCCCGUGAAAGUGGAGCUGACGACUGUUCUGAUCAUCGUGCUGGUCUCCGUCGGAGUCAUCGCCGCCAUGACGGCCGUGUCCGCCACCGUCUUCUGUUGCAAGCACUGCAAUAAGAAAAACAAUAAAAAUGAAAAAGACAAGAGGCAGCAGGACGAAACUUCCAACGUGCCUUUGACAGGCACGAAAGAGUCAGACAGCGUCGACAGUUUGGAUAAAAACCCAGACAUAAUACCGCUAGAUGGUAAAAUAAGCGACAGCUGCUCAAACAAGUCCUCAACAACCGAUUACAGUUCAAUCCGGCCAUUAAUAUCAAAAAAUCCAGCAGAAAAAUACGACUCAGUCCCACCCAACUGCGACAGAUUCUACGACCACAACAUAGACCCAUGCAACCACUAUAUACAAAUCCGUCCAAUGGAAUACAGGGUACGGCCAACAUACCAGCCGAAUCCUAUUGCGAAUCUUGGUCCUAGUAUACAGAGUCUUGGGCCUAUGAGCAGUUUGGGAGUUCCGAACGUUGGGCCGAGUGAUUGCCACAGGCCACCGUAUGACAAAGUGUACGAGGAUUGGUUGAAGUAUAAGAAUGCAUUGCCGUUGAAUACUAGUGGUUUGCUACCAGCCGAGCAGCUAAUGCCGCCCGAGCUCUACGCCACCCCUCCCCCCUCCCUCUACAGCAACCCCCGCACCCCCCUCCCGCUCCCCCUCCCAGAGCUCGACCACCGAUACUUGGAGAGGGACGGCAGGUGUUCCAACUCGCCCCCGGUCCGGUUCAACACGGACAAUAGUGUGUAUUAUAAUAAGAUGAUGGAGAGGAGUACGAAUACGUUGCCGCAUUUGAAGAGGAUAAAUGGUAACACAAUCAAUCAAAAGCCGACUGAACUCAAACAAAGUGCCGGUAAAUCUACGGACACAAACUUAGAACCUGUCAAAAUGGGCAGUCAAGAGUGCUAAAUAAGUGUCAAGUGUUGCCAAUGUGACUGUUGUGGCCAGAUGACAGUGUAAGUGCUGCCAGAGUGACUUGCCGAUUGUAUAGUUCACGUAAGAAAUCAAGAAUUUUAAAAGUUUUUUAAGUGUAGCAGUACAAUAUUUUAUGACAGUAUUACAGAAAAAUGGUGUUUUAACGUGUUCAUUAUAUAACAAACCUUAACGAAGUGUAAUCUGGUUUUGAUACGGUGAAAAUAACUUGUAGUAAAACAUCGGUCUAAAGAUUUUGUUAUGCGACUGACAAAUGGGGUUAUUUUAAUCACUGGGGUUUGGUCAGAUGUUUAAAGAGGUACCUAUUGAUGUUUUUCU
Molecule: messenger RNA, 3060 nt
Organism: Cydia amplana
Lineage: Eukaryota; Metazoa; Arthropoda; Insecta; Lepidoptera; Tortricidae
Product: basement membrane-specific heparan sulfate proteoglycan core protein-like
Exons: 20
Coding region: 40-2718 (892 amino acids)
Molecular function (GO): protein binding
Source: RefSeq, a predicted model, not a curated record